Microthlaspi erraticum is the source of this 1125-nucleotide messenger RNA. The record is from the annotation of a GenBank genome assembly. NCBI's taxonomy places the organism in Eukaryota, Viridiplantae, Streptophyta, Magnoliopsida, Brassicales, Brassicaceae.
AUGAUGAAGACGAGAAAGAAGAAGUUUCCAAAAAGGAAGAAGAAGAGAAACACAAUAGAUCUUCCAGAGGAUUUGGUAGUGGAGAUACUUUCUAGGGUUCCGGAGGCUUCUCUUGCACCGUUCCGAUCCAUAUCCAAAGGAUGGAACGCUCUGAUAAAAAAAGAAGAGAGGCUUGCAAAGAAGUCUCGGAUUCUCAUGUUGAUUGAUUUUAGGGUUUAUUUAGCGAGCGUUGAUCUCCCUGGCAGUCACGAAAACGUUGUAAAGCUAACAACAAGUGAAUUCAGCCUCAAAGACCCUCUUUCUAAUUCAUCCAAAGAAGUUGAUAUACGCAACGUCUUUCACUGCGACGGUUUAUUGCUAUGCACCACCACGGACAAAAGACUUGUGGUUUGGAACCCACGUUCAGGGGAAACCAGUUGGGUCAAACCUAGAAUUUCACACGAGGAAUCCGACAUCUAUGCUCUCGGUAAAUCCUCGUGCAACAAGUACAAAAUCUUGAGGAUAAAUACAUUCCCUUAUAUACCCACAUGCCUAGUUGAGUACGAAGUCUAUGACUUUAACACAAAUUCGUGGAGGGUUACUGUUGGUGAGAAUAGAGGCUGGUACAUUCUAGCGGGAAGGCCGCUAUGUGGCAUGUCUGUGAGUGGAAAUACUUACUGGCUUGCUCAUGCAAGUAGUUUCGAUGAAUUCUUACUAAGUUUUGAUUUUUCAACCGAGAGAUUCGGACGUGUGUCUCUUCCUCCUGGUAAUUAUGUUUCCUAUCGUGUUUGGGGUUUAUCGGUGACAAGAGAAGAGCAACAACUUUGUCUGCUAACUACUCAGAGCACAGUGGUAUUCGAUAUAAUAGAUUUAUGGAGGGCAACGAAGAUUAAGAGUAGCGGAGCCGUGUCAUGGAGCAAGUUCCUAUCAGUGGAUUUAGCCUAUCUCCAUCAUCCUUUUGGCUUAGGUUAUGGGACUAAUUUCUUGGCCGACCGGGAGAAUAAAAUUUUAGUGUUACCCGGUAUACAUGGGAACUUAUACAUUGUGGGAGAAGACAAAUACAUAAAAGUGGAUAAUCAUGAUCAGCCGACGUCUGCUCGCUCACUUCUCUACAAUUAUGUCCCAACUUUGGCUCAAAUCCAAUAA